Messenger RNA from Mirounga angustirostris (Northern elephant seal), 5279 nucleotides. It is a transcript of the gene CACNA1B, whose product is annotated as calcium voltage-gated channel subunit alpha1 B. The transcript has 38 exons. Gene Ontology annotation, molecular function: high voltage-gated calcium channel activity. NCBI's taxonomy places the organism in Eukaryota, Metazoa, Chordata, Mammalia, Carnivora, Phocidae. The annotation marks the transcript as partial. Gene Ontology annotation, cellular component: neuronal cell body; membrane; voltage-gated calcium channel complex. Gene Ontology annotation, biological process: calcium ion import across plasma membrane; chemical synaptic transmission. The record is from RefSeq and is a predicted model, not a curated record.
AUGGUCCGCUUCGGGGACGAGCUGGGCAGCCGCUAUGGGGGCGCCGGUGGGGAGCGGGCUCGGGGCGGCGGGGCCGGCGGGGCGGGCGGCCCGGGCCCGGGGGGCCUGCAGCCCGGCCAGCGGGUCCUCUACAAGCAGUCGAUCGCGCAGCGCGCGCGGACCAUGGCGCUGUACAACCCCAUCCCGGUCAAGCAAAACUGCUUCACCGUCAACCGCUCGCUCUUCGUCUUCAGCGAGGACAACGUCGUCCGCAAAUACGCCAAGCGCAUCACCGAGUGGCCUCCGUUUGAGUACAUGAUCCUGGCCACAAUCAUCGCCAACUGCAUCGUGCUGGCGCUGGAGCAGCACCUCCCCGACGGGGACAAGACGCCCAUGUCCGAGCGGCUGGACGACACAGAGCCCUAUUUCAUUGGCAUCUUCUGCUUUGAGGCGGGGAUCAAGAUCAUAGCCCUGGGCUUUGUCUUCCACAAGGGCUCCUACUUACGGAACGGCUGGAACGUCAUGGACUUCGUGGUGGUUCUCACAGGGAUCCUGGCCACGGCUGGCACUGACUUUGACCUGCGGACCCUGCGGGCUGUGCGCGUGCUCAGGCCCCUGAAGUUGGUGUCUGGGAUUCCGAGUUUGCAGGUGGUGCUCAAGUCCAUCAUGAAGGCCAUGGUUCCACUCCUGCAGAUUGGGUUGCUUCUCUUCUUCGCCAUCCUUAUGUUCGCGAUCAUCGGCCUCGAGUUCUACAUGGGCAAAUUCCACAAGGCCUGUUUCCCCAACGGCACAGAUCCAGAUCCAGUGGGUGACUUCCCCUGUGGCAAAGAGGCCCCAGCCCGGCUGUGUGAGGGUGACACUGAAUGUCGGGAAUACUGGCCAGGGCCCAACUUUGGCAUCACCAACUUUGACAAUAUCCUGUUUGCCAUCUUGACGGUAUUCCAGUGCAUCACCAUGGAGGGCUGGACUGACAUCCUCUACAACACAAAUGAUGCAGCUGGUAACACCUGGAACUGGCUCUACUUCAUCCCUCUCAUCAUCAUUGGCUCCUUCUUCAUGCUCAACCUGGUGCUGGGCGUGCUCUCAGGAGAGUUUGCCAAGGAGCGUGAGAGGGUCGAGAACCGCCGGGCCUUCUUGAAGCUUCGCCGGCAGCAGCAGAUCGAGCGGGAGCUCAAUGGGUACCUGGAGUGGAUCUUCAAGGCUGAGGAAGUCAUGCUGGCCGAGGAGGACAAGAAUGCGGAGGAGAAGUCCCCUCUGGAUGCAGUGUUGAAGAGAGCAGCCACCAAGAAGAGUCGGAAUGACCUGAUUCAUGCUGAGGAGGGGGAAGACCGGUUUGCAGACCUCUGUGCCGUGGGAUCCCCCUUCACCCGUUCCAGCCUCAAGAGCGGAAAGACAGAGAGCUCGUCAUACUUCCGUAGGAAGGAGAAGAUGUUCCGGUUCUUCAUCCGGCGCAUGGUGAAGGCGCAGAGCUUCUACUGGGCGGUGCUGUGUGUGGUGGCCCUGAAUACGCUGUGCGUGGCCAUGGUGCAUUACAACCAGCCGCAGCGGCUCACCACGGCGCUGUACUUUGCAGAGUUUGUUUUCCUGGGUCUCUUCCUCACAGAGAUGUCCCUGAAGAUGUAUGGCCUGGGGCCCAGAAGCUACUUCCGGUCCUCAUUCAACUGCUUCGACUUUGGGGUCAUUGUGGGGAGCAUCUUUGAAGUGGUCUGGGCUGCCAUCAGGCCAGGAGCCUCCUUCGGGAUCAGUGUGCUGAGGGCACUCCGGCUGCUGAGGAUCUUCAAAGUCACAAAGUACUGGAGCUCCCUGCGGAACCUGGUGGUGUCUCUGCUCAACUCCAUGAAGUCCAUCAUCAGCCUCCUCUUCCUGCUGUUCCUGUUCAUCGUGGUCUUCGCUCUGCUGGGCAUGCAGCUGUUUGGGGGACAGUUCAACUUUAAGGAUGAGACCCCGACAACGAACUUUGACACUUUCCCCGCGGCCAUUCUCACUGUCUUCCAGAUCCUAACAGGAGAGGAUUGGAAUGCAGUGAUGUAUCACGGGAUCGAGUCGCAAGGUGGAGUCAGCAAAGGCAUGUUCUCCUCCUUUUACUUCAUUGUCCUGACGCUGUUUGGAAAUUACACUCUGCUGAAUGUCUUCCUGGCCAUCGCCGUGGACAACCUCGCCAAUGCUCAGGAGCUGACCAAGGACGAAGAGGAGAUGGAAGAAGCAGCCAAUCAGAAGCUUGCUCUGCAAAAGGCCAAAGAAGUGGCUGAAGUCAGUCCCAUGUCUGCCGCCAACAUCUCCGUUGCUGCUGCUUUUGUAAAGCACACUCGAGGUGCUGCAUCUCGCAGCUCAUCUGUCUCCAGCGUAAACUCACCGCCGCAGAACUCGGCCAAGGCGCGCUCGGUGUGGGAGCAGCGCGCCAGCCAGCUGCGGCUGCAGAACCUGAGGGCCAGCUGCGAGGCGCUGUACAGCGAGAUGGACCCCGAGGAGAGGCUGCGCUACGCCACCACGCGCCACCUGCGGCCUGACAUGAAGACGCACCUGGACCGGCCGCUCGUGGUGGAGCUCGGCCGCGACGGGCCGCGGGUCGCCUCGGGCGGCAAGGCCCGGCCCGAGGGCCCGGAGGCUGCCGAGGGCGCGGACCCGCCGCGCAGGCACCACCGGCACCGCGACAAGGCCGCGGCCCCGGCCCCGGCCCCGGCCCCGGCGGCAGCGGGGGAGGACAGGGGGGACGCGCCGAAGGCCGAGCGCGCGGAGCCCGGGGCCCGGGAGGAGCGCGCGAGGCCGCACCGCAGCCGCAGCAAGGAGACCCGGAGCGAGCGCGGCCGCGGCCCGGGCCCCGAGGGCGGCCGGCGCCACCACCGGCGCGCCUCCCCAGAGGAGGCGGCCGAGCGGGAGCCGCGGCGCCACCGCGCGCACAGGCACGCACCCGCCCAGGGCAAGGAAGGCGGCGCGGCCGCGGCCAAGGGCGAGCGGCGAGCGCGCCACCGCGGCGGCCCGCGGGCCGGGCCCAGGGAGGCCGGGAGCGGGGAGGAGCCAGCGCGGCGGCACCGGGCCCGGCACAAGGCGCUGCCCACGCACGAGGAUGUGGAGAAGGAGGCGGCGGAGAAGGAGGGCGAGGCCGAGGACCGGGACAAGGAGAAGGAGCUCCGGAACCACCAGCCCAAGGAGGCACACUGUGACCUGGAGGCCAGUGGGAUAAUGGGUGUGGGCCCUGUGCAUGCACUGCCCAGCACUUGUCUACAGAAGGUGGAGGAACAGCCAGAGGAUGCAGAUAAUCAGCGGAAUGUCACACGGAUGGGCAGUCAACCGUCCGACCUGAGUGCUACUGUGCAUAUCCCAGUGACGCUGACCGGCCCUCCUGGGGAGACCACAACUGUUCCCAGUGGUAACGUGGACCUGGAAAGCCAAGCUGAGGGGAAGAAGGAGGUGGAAGCUGAUGAUGUGAUGAGGAGUGGCCCGCGACCCAUCGUCCCAUACAGCUCCAUGUUCUGUUUAAGCCCCACCAACCUGCUCCGCCGCUUCUGCCAUUAUAUCGUGACCAUGCGGUACUUUGAGAUGGUCAUUCUCGUGGUCAUCGCCCUGAGCAGCAUUGCCCUGGCUGCCGAGGAUCCAGUGCGGACAGACUCGCCCAGGAACAACGCUCUGAAGUACAUGGACUACAUUUUCACAGGCGUCUUCACCUUUGAGAUGGUGAUCAAGAUGAUUGAUUUGGGACUGCUCCUACACCCUGGGGCCUACUUCCGGGACUUAUGGAAUAUUCUGGACUUCAUCGUGGUCAGUGGGGCCCUGGUGGCAUUUGCCUUCUCAGGAUCCAAAGGGAAAGACAUCAAUACCAUCAAGUCCCUGAGAGUCUUGCGUGUCCUGCGGCCCCUCAAGACCAUAAAACGGCUGCCUAAGCUCAAGGCUGUGUUUGACUGUGUGGUGAACUCGCUGAAGAAUGUCCUCAACAUCCUGGUCGUCUACAUGCUCUUCAUGUUCAUAUUUGCUGUCAUUGCGGUGCAGCUCUUCAAAGGGAAGUUUUUCUACUGCACGGAUGAGUCUAAGGGGCUGGAGAGGGACUGCCGGGGCCAGUAUUUGGAUUAUGAGAAGGAGGAGGUGGAAGCUCAGCCCCGGCAGUGGAAGAAAUACGACUUUCACUACGACAAUGUGCUCUGGGCUCUGCUGACGCUGUUCACAGUGUCCACAGGAGAAGGGUGGCCCAUGGUCCUGAAACACUCUGUGGACGCCACCUAUGAGGAGCAAGGCCCAAGCCCCGGGUACCGCAUGGAGCUGUCCAUCUUCUACGUGGUCUACUUUGUGGUCUUCCCCUUCUUUUUCGUCAACAUCUUUGUGGCCUUGAUCAUCAUCACCUUCCAGGAGCAGGGGGACAAGGUGAUGUCUGAAUGCAGCCUGGAGAAGAACGAGAGGGCUUGCAUCGACUUCGCCAUUAGUGCCAAGCCCCUGACGCGGUACAUGCCCCAGGACAAGCAGUCGUUCCAGUACAAGACAUGGACUUUUGUGGUCUCGCCUCCCUUCGAGUACUUCAUCAUGGCCAUGAUCGCCCUCAACACAGUGGUGCUAAUGAUGAAGUUCUAUGACGCACCGUAUGAAUAUGAGCUAAUGUUGAAAUGCCUGAACAUUGUGUUCACAUCCAUGUUCUCCAUGGAAUGCGUGCUGAAGAUCAUCGCUUUUGGGGUGCUGAACUAUUUCAGAGAUGCCUGGAAUGUCUUUGACUUUGUCACUGUGUUGGGAAGUAUUACUGAUAUUUUAGUAACAGAGAUUGCGGAAACGAACAAUUUCAUCAACCUCAGCUUUCUCCGCCUCUUCCGUGCUGCCCGGCUCAUCAAGCUGCUGCGCCAGGGCUAUACCAUCCGCAUCCUGCUGUGGACCUUCGUCCAGUCCUUCAAGGCCCUGCCCUACGUGUGUCUGCUCAUCGCCAUGCUGUUCUUCAUCUACGCCAUCAUCGGCAUGCAGGUUUUUGGAAAUAUUGCCCUGGAUGAUGACACCAGCAUCAACCGGCACAACAACUUCAGGACGUUUUUACAAGCCUUGAUGCUGUUGUUCAGGAGUGCCACUGGGGAGGCCUGGCACGAGAUCAUGCUGUCUUGUCUCAGCAACCAGGCCUGUGAUGAGCACGCCAAUGCCAGUGAGUGUGGGAGCGACUUUGCCUACUUCUACUUUGUCUCCUUCAUCUUCCUUUGCUCCUUUCUGAUGUUGAACCUCUUUGUGGCCGUGAUCAUGGACAAUUUUGAGUACCUUACACGGGACUCUUCCAUCCUAGGGCCUCACCACCUGGACGAGUUCAUCCGGGUCUGGGCUGAGUACGACCCGGCCGCGUG